GUCUCGCUUGGCCAUACGUACCAGUUUCUUCGAUACUUACGACUCGGCCAGGAAUGUCAGCAUCUGCGUGCCGUUUGGACUUCAUAACCAGGAUGUCAAGGGAACCUUUACCCUUCCUCUUUUCUUUCCCUUGUCGCUUUGUUGUCCUGUCCGAACGCCCAUCCUCGACCUAGUCAAAACCAGCAGACUACAACAAGCAUAGAGGAAUGGCGACCGUAUCCCUACCCAGUCUGCAUUGCGUGAAUAUCGCUCGGAUGCGCUCCUCCAGCUCCCACCACUCCGAGACCACGCGGCCGGCUCAUCGCCACUCGCCAUCUUCCUACUCACACCCGAACCCCAAUGUCUGGCCAGGACCCGCCACAGUCCACGAUGGUGAAGCGAGAGAGGUGAAGUUGAGUGCAAGUAGGGACUGGUUGUCCCCACAUUAUGCGCACUCACCUCACACCGUUGCGCCAUCGAAGCACCAGCACCCGCACCCAUACAUCCGAGUCGAGCCGUACGUUGAAGUGAAACCACGGCCUUCAUGCUUGCGAUCCUCUGGCUCUCGACCUUCACACCAUGAUCUUCAGACCCACCCUUCGUCGCCUCCCGCCGACCGCCCUGUCCCCCACCCGUCCUACUUCAAUUCGACGGUCCCAGCACUGAACAGCAGUCUUCUCUACGAUGCGGAACCGCCAACGGCGACGGUACUGGAUCGGACGAGCGGUUCGACGAGCAGGCAUUCGGAUCCAAUCGGUGGUAGUGAAAGCCGUCCGCUGCCGCUCCCCACUGGGGCUUCAUCGUCCAGACUGGGUCCCAUUCGUCACUCUCGGCCACGUCAGGCGACUUCGCUCAAGAGACCCAGUGCACCUCGACAGGUGGUGCUCCCCAGUAUUGAGGCUGAUCGUCCCUCUUCUCCGUGGUGCGGCCCAUCGUCACUCAGGGUCUUCCCGCCGACGCCCACGACCCGCCCGCCGUCACUCACAUCACUUGCGGCGAUUCCUUCCCUCGCAUCGGCCCUGUUUUCGCCGCACCCAACUUCUGCGGAGACCACGACCGUCGGGUUCGGGGGCGCAACGAACAUGUCCGGGAUCGACAACAUGAGCUUGGGUGUUGCCGCAGGCGUUCCGCGGAGCAUGGGGUCGUUGGGUGUGGAUGAUUCAUUACAGGAGACGAUAGAAUCUACGGAGGCACUGAUUUCCUUGGAAAGACACCGUCGGCGGCGGGAAACGCAUAACGCUGUCGAGCGCCGACGAAGAGACAAUAUCAACGGGAGGAUCAGCGAGCUAGCGACGCUCAUCCCUGAACAUAUGCUAGUCGACAACGCAGACGACUCGGCCACCCCAGGCACCAAGGCAGAAGAGACUGCUGACAACGAUGGCAUCCUCAAGGCGAAGAAAGGCGCAGUUCUGGGCAAAAGCGUGGACUACAUUCGAUAUUUGCAGCAGGUGGUGACUGCUCAGGGUGCCCGGCACCGUGAAUUGGAGGAAGAACUGAGCGGGUUCUCCAGCGCCCCCUCGAGCGUCUCGGGCUCUGACACCGAGGAGAUGGUUCUCGGCGACUUCUUGAAUGGGUUCGACGGAUCGCUGGGCCUCUGGGGCCAGUUGACUUCUGACUCCCAAGAAGAACGCAAAUGCUAAACGCAGCAGAGCCGAAGAGCGCAGUAGGUAUGUAUCCAUGAAUCACCUUCAUAUAGAAUGUUUGGUCAGUUUUCCCCGAGCUGGAAUAUCCUUGGGCGGAGCGAACCUAUUAGACGACCAGCCUACAGUAGUCAUCCACAGUAGUCAUCCAGUAAUAUGACAGAUGUCCCCUGACAUUCCCGAGCGACAUUCGACCGACUGCUCUACCGCACUGACACGAGGCGGUGGGGAUGUAGGCGAGCACUGUAACGGAUGGAAGCAAAGGGAUAGCAGCUCAUUCGUACUCGCUGUUAUUUCUUUUGCGGUUCGGUCUGGCGCUGUUAUGGGCAUUCUUCCUUAUUUACCGUCGUGACCAUCAUGAAAACCGUUCAAGGACUCAUGUCAGCUCCUAGCUGCAUUUGAG
This is a messenger RNA of Mycena citricolor, 2022 nucleotides long. The record is from the annotation of a GenBank genome assembly. Lineage: Eukaryota; Fungi; Basidiomycota; Agaricomycetes; Agaricales; Mycenaceae.